This is a messenger RNA of Alternaria arborescens, 1611 nucleotides long. RefSeq lists its product as hypothetical. The transcript has a single exon. NCBI's taxonomy places the organism in Eukaryota, Fungi, Ascomycota, Dothideomycetes, Pleosporales, Pleosporaceae. The record is from RefSeq and is a predicted model, not a curated record. The coding region runs from base 1 to 1611 and encodes 536 amino acids.
AUGAGUCAUCUUCGUGAGCCGGAAGAUGACGAAGACACUCUUAAGCAAGAAAAGUGCCCACCACAGAGUGCUCAGUCACUUUUCGAGCAUUUGCCUCUGGAUCUCAAGACGCCUUCCAUCCGACUAGUGCGUAUCCUCCCAGAGCCGUCUUCCGAAGGACAUAUUCAACUGGAAAUUCGUCAUGUCUCAACUCAGAGCACCUAUGUCUGUCUUUCAUACGUAUGGGGUGGAGAAGAAAACCCCCGCUGGGUCAGACUAGGCGGACGACUCUUCCAGGUCCGUCAGAACUUGCAUGCCUUUCUGGCAUCAGCAAGUAAGAAGCCGCAUAUUUGCAGUGAAUGGCUAUGGAUUGAUGCGCUGUGUAUCGAUCAGUCAAACAAUUCUGAACGGUCACAUCAAGUCCAGCAGAUGGCGAACAUAUUCAGUAAUGCAAUCAAAGUCAUCUCCUGGUUUGGUGACGACCAAGUAAUCGCACAUUACCUUAGCUUGAGCUUCCCUCCCCUCAAAUUAAACAGGCUUUAUUUCAUCGAAGAAGACCGGAGUAAAUGGGGUUCCUUUGAAUGGCGUUUUCUGGAAAGUGACUAUUGGAGACGCGCUUGGAUUACCCAAGAAGUCAGUCUGGCGCGCCGCGUUACCUUCAUGGCAGGCAGAGAACAGAUCGACCGUUGGCAGCCGCCAGAAGACGUCCUAGGGUUUUGGAUGAACAAACCGGAGUCCGCUCAAAACAUUGCGGCGUCCCCCGAAAAUAACUCGCACCAAUGGAGGGGCAGGAGUCUCAUUUACCUUCUGGAACUCUUCUCUAAAAAGAAGUGUCAGAAUCGCUUCGAUCGCAUCUUUUCCUUAUUGGGCUUGUGCGGCGAGGGUUCAGACCUUGAGGUUGACUACGGUAUCUCGCGUCACGACCUGGCCAAAAGAGUCUUGCAAGCAUGCAGCAGCUCCUUCUGCCUCUGCGCCGUCCGCCUGCUCGAAGGGGUGCUAAACCUAGCAGAAGCGAAUACAGCAGUGAUAGAAAAGCAGCUAUUCGCGACACACUCCUUGUCACUACCCUUGGACUUCGUGGAGUACCAGGAUCCUAUGGCAGCUCGAAUAGAUAUGGACAUACUCUGCCUGUCAUUUCCGGGUGAAAUCAUUGUGAAAAUCUCGCGGGGAAUCUGCUAUCGCGUGCACGAUAUAGACGACGGGUUUAUACUGUAUUACAACGAAUGUAAUAUCGUAAUAGACUCCCAGAUCCUACAUUACAAAUCACAGGAUAUAGCAUGGGGCGACUCGGUAAGCUACGACCGAGACGCAGAAACAUGGGACAUUACGUUCUCCUUUGCAGCACUUGUCGAACUAGCACGUCUAGGUGAAAUGAAGCCUCUUUGCACACGAGGUAGUGGUGCAACCGCCGCUUCCGUGGAAACUGGCUACGAACCUCUACGCAUGUCUUCAGGCAGUGAUCUGUAUACAGAUGCUCCUGAUCUCAGCCUUCCGAUUCCUGACAACCCGCCCCAGCCGUCACCUGAAUAUCUGCGCAGCUUCGAAGUGCGGCCGUAUGUUAACAAUGAUGGUCUACCUCGGUACUGUGGAGUUUUCGUGUAUGAUCGGGAAGAUAGCGAGGAUGCAGCAUAG